Molecule: messenger RNA, 615 nt
Organism: Humulus lupulus (European hop)
Lineage: Eukaryota; Viridiplantae; Streptophyta; Magnoliopsida; Rosales; Cannabaceae
Exons: 3
Coding region: 1-615 (204 amino acids)
Source: RefSeq, a predicted model, not a curated record
AUGAAAGACCGUUACCGUCAUAGGAAAACGAUAAGACACGAACACUUUGAGAAACGGUACAAUGGACCAGAGGAUUGGGAGAAGGUUCUAAACAACCCAACCAAGGAUGUUAACAAGGAGGAGUGGACGCAGAUCUAUCAGUUAUUUACAAGUCCAAAAUUUAUUGCGCACUCCGUAAAGAAAAAGGAAAAUCAGAAGAAACAGAAGUAUUUUACAACGCAGGGUACAAAAUCGCUGGCAGUCAUUCGUCACAAAAAAGCUAACCCAGACCUUAUUGAGUCAUGGAAGGAAUACUACUGGAAGAAAACAACAAAUGAUUUCGUGAACGACGAUGCUCGCCAAGAUUAUAUGUCGCCUAUGCCUGAUAGCAACAAUAUUUCUGGAACUUCAUCUUCUCAACCUCCAGCUCCAACCCAUCCUUCCAUGUACGAGGCAGCGCCGUCUCAACAUAUGGUACCUCCAUACAUGUGCGGAGCAACACCAUCACCUUAUCUGUGGCUGAUUCCACCAUCGUCACAGCCACCGUAUCCCUACAUGUAUGGAGUAGGAUCGUCCACAUCUCCUCCCCAAUAUCCUUGGCCAAUGCCACCGCCGCAUCCACCACAGCAACCAUAG